Molecule: messenger RNA, 1632 nt
Organism: Penicillium canariense
Lineage: Eukaryota; Fungi; Ascomycota; Eurotiomycetes; Eurotiales; Aspergillaceae
Product: putative acyl-CoA dehydrogenase
Exons: 5
Coding region: 1-1632 (543 amino acids)
Molecular function (GO): heme binding; flavin adenine dinucleotide binding; oxidoreductase activity, acting on the CH-CH group of donors
Source: RefSeq, a predicted model, not a curated record
AUGUCGAAGAUUUUUAGCAAGGACGACGUGGCGUCGCACAGCAAAGGCGACAGCCUGUGGAUUGUGAUCGAUGAGGACGUCUAUGAUGUCUCUAAGUUCCUAGAUGAGCACCCUGGUGGGAAGAAGAUUCUCCAGCGAGUUGCCGGAAAGGAUGCUUCGAAGCAGUUCUGGAAGUAUCACAACGAGGGAAUCCUGAAGAAGUACAAGGGUCAGCUGCAGAUCGGCUCGUUGGAUACCAAGAAGGCAGAGCCCGCGCCAGCUCCCACCCCGGAGCCCAAGAAGGUCGCCCCAGCACCGCAGGCUGCUCCCGCUGAUUCCAAGCCACCGGCGACUGCUGAGCCUCAGGAUCCGUUUGGCGAGCUGAUUCCAUUUGCCGACCCUUCGUGGUACCAGGUACUCCUCCCCCCCUACUUCAACGAUUCCCAUGCCGCUCUCCGCGAGGAAGUCCGCCAAUGGGUCGACACCGAGAUCGAGCCGUAUGUCGGCGAGUGGGAUGAGGCCAAGAAAGUUCCGGACAGUAUUUACAAGCAGAUGGGUGAGCGCGGCUACUUGGCCGGUCUGCUGGGUGUCAAGUACCCCGAGCAGCACACUCCCUACCGAGUCCAGUCCGUGGCGCCGGAGCGCUGGGACCUGUUCCAUGAGAUGCUCCUGACCGACGAGCUGUCGCGUGCUGGUAGCGGUGGUCUAGUAUGGAACCUGAUCGGUGGCUACGGCAUUGGUGGCCCGCCCCUGGUGAAGUUUGGCAAGAAGGAGCUUGUUGACCGCAUUCUGCCCGGCAUCCUGGCUGGCGAUAAGCGUAUCUGCUUGGCGAUCACCGAGCCCGAUGCGGGGAGUGAUGUUGCUAACCUCGGCUGUGAGGCUAAGCUUAGUGAGGAUGGGAAGCACUAUAUUGUCAAUGGCGAGAAGAAGUGGAUUACCAACGGUAUCUGGGCCGAUUAUUUCACUACUGCCGUCCGGACUGGCAAGCCUGGCAUGAACGGCCUCAGCGUUCUUCUCAUUGAGCGCGAGGCGGGCGGUGUUAGCACUCGCCGCAUGGACUGUCAGGGUGUCUGGAGUAGUGGCACCACCUACAUUACCUUCGAGGAUGUGAAAGUCCCCGUUGAGAACCUGAUUGGCAAGGAGAACCAGGGCUUCAAAGUCAUUAUGACCAACUUCAACCACGAGCGUAUCGGCAUUGUCAUCCAGUGCGUCCGCUUCGCUCGUGUGUGCUAUGAGGAAUCCAUGAAGUACGCCCACAAGCGCAAGACCUUCGGCAAACGUCUGGUCGACCACCCUGUUAUCCGCAUGAAGCUUGCGCACAUGGCCCGCCAGAUCGAGGCCACUUACAACUGGCUCGAGAACAUUAUCUUCCAGUGCCAGAGCAUGGAGGAAACCGAGGCCAUGCUCAAGCUGGGCGGUGCCAUUGCCGGCCUCAAGGCCCAGUCCACCCAGACCUUCGAAUACUGCGCCCGCGAGGCCAGCCAGAUCUUUGGUGGUCUCAGCUACAGCCGUGGAGGCCAGGGCGGCAAGAUCGAGCGCCUGUACCGUGAUGUCCGCGCCUACGCUAUCCCCGGUGGAAGCGAGGAGAUUAUGUUGGACCUGAGUAUGCGCCAGAGCUUGCGCGUGCACCAGAUGUUUGGCAUGAAGCUCUAA